AUGUUCGAGAUUACAAAAGUUUCCCACUUAAAGGAGGUGGUAGAGAUACCCGAUAUUGGCUUCUUCGUCGUCACGAAAGUGUACCAACUUGAUGAGACGGCUUCAGCACAUCUUUACCAUAAAACUGGCGCCGAAACAGCAAGGCUAAAAAGCCACGUGGGAGAAGAAGAGAUGCACUUUCUGCGUCAAGACAACCUAUUUUUAAACUGCCUCCUGAACAGUUCAAGCAUAAAAAGAGAGCCAAACCGAUGGGCCAUACAUUUUCGGAACAGCCAACUCGUAAUCGCUACAACUUUGGCCUUCAACACCAACAAAAGGGAAGGAAGGCCUGAACUCCCAGGGCCGACAGGACAGGACAGGACAGGACAGGACAGGACAGGACAGGACAGGACAGAAGAGGAGAGGAGAGAGGAGAGGACAAUCUCUACUAACAGGAAACAGUAG
Molecule: messenger RNA, 444 nt
Organism: Protopolystoma xenopodis
Lineage: Eukaryota; Metazoa; Platyhelminthes; Monogenea; Polystomatidea; Polystomatidae
Source: the annotation of a GenBank genome assembly